Molecule: messenger RNA, 1245 nt
Organism: Linum trigynum
Lineage: Eukaryota; Viridiplantae; Streptophyta; Magnoliopsida; Malpighiales; Linaceae
Source: the annotation of a GenBank genome assembly
GCCUGUUUCUUGAUUCGUAAGUUUCUAACCUUUCCUUCUAAUGAAUGUUUUGCUUUCCCUUCUCUGCCUCAUGCUCAAGUCGUUCAAGGACUGAGAUUUCCUGUAACUAAUUUGCUUAGUUGGUCUCUGCAAUUGGAAGGAGGAAAUCCAUUGGAAUGGUAUGUUUUUUUUUUUAAAAUGGUAGUCAUUUUUUUUCAGUAGUGAUUUUUUUUAAAUGGUAGUCAUUUUUUUCGUAGUGGUAGUGUUAUUGUCGUAUUGGUAUAGUUUUUGUCGCAUUGGUAUUAUUUUUGUCGCAUUGGUAUUGAUUUUGUUACAUUGGUAUUGAUUUUGUCGCAUUGGUAGUGAUUAAAUCUGCAAUGGUAUUGAUGUUUUGUGAAAUGGUAGUGUUUUUAUUUCUUGAAUGGUAUUGAUGUUUUGUGAAAUGGUAGUGUUUUUAUUUCUUGAAUGGUAGUUUUCGUGUAAUGGUAUAAAUUUAAUUCUGCAAUGGUAGUUUUCGUGUAAUGGUAUAGAUUUAUUUCUGCAAUGGUAUUGAUAUUUUUCAAAGUGGUAGUGUUUGUCUAAUGGAUUGGUACUGAUUUCGUUUUUUUUUUUUUUUUUUUUUGCAGAAAGAUUGAGAAAAAUAUGGAUAGGAAAUCUGGCUGAGAUUACGGAAGUGAGAGAAAGAGAGAUUUUUAAUUAAUAGAUUUUUGUAACUACCUUAAAUGUAAUUUAUUAAAAAAUUAAUUAGUAUAAUUUAUUUUUCCAUACCCAAUUUACCUUUAGUAACCACGGCAAUUAAAGGUAGGUAAAUGUAUAAAUCACAUUAAAUUAGUACCAAACCAAUAAGAGCGUUCACGUUAUAUAUAGUUCCAUGCAUAUAUUGCUAGGUCUAUUCAGAGCGUUGUUUACCGAAUUAAGAGAGAAAAAGUAAGAUCCGGCCGGACCAGAGCAAACCACAUGAAGUCGACACCGUUCCUUUUGCUGCUGGUUCUCCUCUCCACUGCUGGAAAGCAACUAACUGGAGUGGAUGCAGACACGCCACAGAAGUUUUUCUUCAAAGCUACAAUACCUACGAACAAGAGCUGUUUGAAGGUUCCUUCAGCUCCUUGUCAAUGUCACGACGAAUGUUGGCAACAGUUCGGUCUUGGGUCCAUUGGACAAUGUCACUUCAAGUCGCCUAAGUCCUGCAACUGUUACUUGCCAUGUGGUGUUUGAUUAUAGACGUUACGAGCCACUUCUACGAACUAAGAAAUAAAUUAAUAAACG